This is a messenger RNA of Paramormyrops kingsleyae, 2090 nucleotides long. RefSeq names its product solute carrier family 2, facilitated glucose transporter member 4. The record is from RefSeq and is a predicted model, not a curated record. Gene Ontology annotation, biological process: dehydroascorbic acid transport. Gene Ontology annotation, cellular component: endomembrane system; perinuclear region of cytoplasm; plasma membrane. NCBI's taxonomy places the organism in Eukaryota, Metazoa, Chordata, Actinopteri, Osteoglossiformes, Mormyridae. Gene Ontology annotation, molecular function: D-glucose transmembrane transporter activity.
AUGCCGGCUGGCUUUCAGCAGCUAGGAGGGGAGACUGUGACUAGAACCCUUGCUCUCUCAGUGUUUACUGCGGUUCUGGGAUCUCUUCAGUUCGGCUACAACAUCGGAGUCAUCAAUGCUCCUCAGAAGAUAAUCGAGCAGGACUACAACUCAACAUGGAUCCACCGGUACGAGGUACCCAUCCCCCACGCCACUCUCACCUCCCUCUGGUCCCUCUCGGUGGCCAUCUUCUCUGUGGGGGGCAUGCUCUCCUCCUUCUUCGUGGGCUUCAUCUCUGAGUGGCUUGGCAGGAGGAAAGCUAUGCUCAUCAACAACUUGCUGGCCUUUAUUGGAGGAGCACUAAUGGUCAUGUCCAAGAUCUGCCAGUCUUUUGAAAUGAUGAUCUUUGGUCGUUUCAUCAUUGGUGCAUAUUGCGGGCUGGCGUCUGGGUUGGUGCCGAUGUACGUAGGGGAGAUCGCGCCCACCAGCUUGCGAGGGGCUCUGGGGACCCUGCACCAGCUUGCUAUUGUUACUGGAAUACUUCUGGCUCAGAUCCUGGGCCUGGAGUCUCUGCUGGGCAACUCAGAGCUCUGGCCAGUUCUCCUUGGGGUGACGGUGCUGCCUACAGUCCUGCAGAUGGCGCUGCUGCCUUUUUGUCCUGAGAGUCCCCGUUACCUGUAUAUUAUCCGCUGCCAGGAGCACCACGCCAAGAGUGGCCUGCGGCGCCUGACUGGAAGGCAGGAAGUGGGGGACAUCCUGGCAGAGAUGAAGGAGGAGAAGAGGCGGAUGGAUAUGGAGAGGAAGGUGUCCAUCGCCGAGCUCUUCCGGUCUCCAGUCUACCGCCAGCCGAUCAUCAUUGCCAUCCUACUGCAGCUCUCCCAACAGCUGUCUGGCAUCAACGCGAUAUUCUACUAUUCCACCAGCAUCUUCCAGAAGGCUGGCGUGCAGAGCCCUGUCUAUGCUACGAUUGGAGCCGGGCUUGUCAAUUGUGCAUUCACUGUGGUCUCGCUCUUCUUGGUGGAGAAGAUGGGCCGCCGGACACUUCACAUGCUGGGAUUGGCUGGCAUGUGUGGCUGUGCUGUCAUCAUGACUGUGGCUCUCGCUCUAUUGGACACGGUGGCCUGGAUGAGCUACGUCAGCAUGCUGUCCAUCUUCGGGUUCGUGGCUUUCUUUGAGGUUGGCCCGGGGCCCAUACCCUGGUUCUUCGUGGCCGAGCUCUUCUCCCAAGGGCCCCGGCCUGCCGCCAUGGCCAUAGCUGGCUUCUCCAACUGGACUGCCAACUUCAUCAUCGGCAUGGGUUUCCAGUACAUUGCUAACCUCUCUGGCCCCUAUGUUUUCCUGAUCUUCGCGGCUCUCCUCCUCUUCUUUCUACUGUUCACCUUCUUCAAAGUGCCAGAGACUCGAGGCAAAACCUUCGAUCAAAUCUCCGCGGGCUUCCAGCGCCACCCCACGAACAUGAUGGGCCUGGACAUGGACAUGGAUCUGGUCAAGGCCAGCACUGAGCUGGAGUACCUGGGACAGGACACACUCAACUGAUGGUGUGGGAAGUUGAGGAGGAGAUGUUGUAGGAACAGAGAGAGGGAUUAAGAAGACCUUGAGCAUUUGAUACAGGGAGUCUGGACCAUGCAGCCUGACAAGAUGUUGGGUGAUGGAUGGGGAGGUGACAGUGGCAUUAUGUGCAAUAUGAUAACAGCGGUUUUAGAUGUUAUGGAAACAUGCACAUGUGUGUUCUUGAGAAACCUUGAAAUUCCUGCACUUUAUACUCUAGGUAGCAGACAGUCUUUCUACAAAGAAAACAUAGGCGUGAUGAACUCUGCAGCUUCCUCCGAAUUCACUAUUUAAAUUAUUGAAAGCCAAGAGUCUGGAUACGUCUCCAGUCACCAGGGCCAAACUGCAGCAGACUAAAUGCUUAAGGGAGGAGUUGCCCCCCCCCUCCAUGUCUGAUUGACUUGACCUACCCAGUCAGAAAAUCACAUCAGAUAUUAUCUUCAUGCCUGCACACGUUUCAUUUUUUAAAUACACUCAACAAAAAGCUUAAUACAUACGUGUGUGUGUGUGUGUGUGUGCAAAAGCACAAUGAUCUAUAAAUAAUGUUUCCUACAACCCAGUAA